UGGCUGGAUGAGCGGGCACCACAUGCACAGUGACGGGUUAACAGGGAUCGUUCUCACCUUUGUUAACUGUUACCAGCGUGUGGAUCAGUUCUCCUGUGGCUUGUGUGUGUAUCUGAAUCAAGUGCAGUGUUUAGAAAACUUACGUGGCUUAUGAGUUGUGAAAAAGUUCAUAUCAGGGCAUCAAGCAAGGAGGUUGCGUGGGCUCCGUGCAGUGAUGUCAUUUGAUGAACCUUAAGCCGCAGAUGAAUGGUGUUUCGGUUGAUUAUAUGUUAUAAUUGAUCAGAAAAGCGCUAGAUUAUUAACUAUAUGUAAGAAAAGUUAGAAAUUGAAAGCAUAGUGGUGAGUUUAUGAACUCUGGAAGUGUUAUUUAAAAGUUCCUUUGCUGAAGUUUCACCAGGUCGUGGCAACUCGGGUUAAUUUGCCGACCUAAUGGCAUCAAUUCGUUCAAUCCGUGCGGGUUUGUCUCGGUCCUACCAGUCUCUUAACACUAUUGGCCAAGACGACAAUGACAAUGACAAGCUGUACGGCCGUAGCUCCACCACAGACUGGAUAGGUGUUGACAAUUUUAAGAGUAAUAAAAACGGCAAUUCUCCUUUCUCUAUGAUAAAAAAUGCCAUGGCAAAAGUAUCGCGUAGCAGACAAAAUUCUUCCCGGAUUUCCGUCAUAUUGAGGGAGUUAGACGACGAGUGGACUAUUAAUGAAGACCCUGCAGAAGGAGACAGUUUCCUCGGGAAACUUCGCUCAUCCUCCAAGAUGCCGUCCUCUAUUGCUGUGCCCCCAGAGCAGGCCUCCCUCCUAGGGACGAUGCCUAGUGACGCUCUGGAUGACAUUGAGCUGCGUCACGUGCAGUUGUCAGUGUCCAACUCCCGUACACUAAGUGAGGAUGGGUCUGCUGGGUGUAAGGAGACUGUCGACACUCAACAUGGACCCAUCACUGUCGCCGUGUCUGGAGAUACUUCCAAGCCCAUGAUCCUCACCUACCACGAUCUUGGUCUUAAUCACGUCACCAACUUCCAGGCGUUCUUCUUGUACCCUGAGAUGAGGAACAUUCUUAGCAACUUCUGCAUUGUGCAUGUCAAUGCUCCAGGCCAGGAAGAUGGAGCCCCUACACUUCCAGAAGGAUAUGUGUAUCCCACCAUGGAGGAACUCUCAGAGACGAUUACCUGUGUCAAGAAUCAUUUCCACCUCCGGACCUUCAUAGGGUUUGGUGUGGGUCUUGGUGCUAAUAUUCUUGCCCGAUAUGCUACCAAGUACCCUGCUGAUGUGGAUGCCCUGGUUCUAGUUAACUGCUCUUCUACCCAAGCUGGAUGGAUUGAGUGGGGUUACCAGAAGCUCAACAUUCGUCAUCUCCGCUCUGGCACCAUGACAGCUGGUACUGUAGACUAUCUCCUGUGGCAUCACUUUGGCAAGAGAGAGGAGUGUAAUCAGGACCUGGUGACUGUGUAUCGGCAACACUUCGAGAAAGCCCUCAACCCCACCAACCUCGGCCUUCUUGUUGACUCCUACAUCCGCCGCAGUGAUCUGGGUAUUGUGCGAGAGCUGGACCCUAACAAGAAGAAGGAUGUUCGCAUGAUCCGGUCACAGGUGCUGAAUAUUACUGCCAACCAUUCUCCUCAUAUUGAGGACACUGUCACCUUCAAUGGAAGACUUGAUCCAACGUUGGCCACAUGGAUGAAGAUUCAAGACUGUGGACUGGUCAUUGAUGAAGCUCCUGGCAAAGUGGUGGAGGCCUUCCGUCUGUUCCUCCAAGGGCAGGGCUAUGCGGUGAGUGGGUCCCGGCGAUCCUCAGCUGUGUCGAUUGGAGAAGGUAAAUCGUGUUGAACGCAUCACCCAUCAUCAAAAAACAAGCUUUGUCGGUACACAAUCGUGGCAUUGGCUCCCGACAAGCAUCAAUCUCUUCAGUCAAUAGUUCCACAACUAGCGUAAAGGAUAUACGAAUUACUGAAAAUCCCCUGCAGAAUCCCACCGUCUGAGCACUGGCAGGAGCGGCACUACUGAAGGUGAAGAGUGCCAGUCAUUGAAUUAACCCAUCACGUCCGAGAACUGACGGUGGUGCCUCAAGUUUUAUUAGAGAUAUGAGAGAGUGUCGGCCAUCCUACUGGAGGAGGAAGACAGCUGUUUAGUAUUGACAAUGGUGCAGGAUGGGUGUAUUAUUUUAUCGUCAUUAACGACCACAUCUAAUGUAUAUGGAAGAGUAACUUUGUGGUAGAAUGAAAAACAAAACAAAUGUUAUAAAAGAUUUUGUUUCUGUUUAUUAUAUUUUAGUUUUUUGUGAUGACUGUAUGUAAAACCAGUUAAAAAUUUUAUGUCUGCCAUAGUACAGUACUUCAAAUAGUGCAAAUGAGAGAGCUAAGAUAGUUAUUAAGCUUUGUCGUUGCCACCAGCUCUAAGGCUUUUGUUGCCCAGGAGGCCUAUGUAGGUUUUAAUAUGCAUUUUAUGGAUUAUUUGUGAGUGAGUUACCCAGGAUGUCUGCAGCAACAGUCAGGGUAACUUGUACUUUUUGCUUUACAUAGUCAUUGGAAAAGUAAGGGUAAAUGUUUUAAAUUGUAGAGGCAUUGAAGUUACUAACUGGAUGGCAAUAUGCUUCCUAUAUCAUUGUCAGUAUUUCAUUCUGCUGCUUCCCAUAGUUGAUUAACGAUAAAUUUUAUUCACCAUUUUUAUAGAAAAUUAUGAGUGCAGUGCUAUGCAACUGUAAUACCGUACUAAUGGGAGGUUGUAGUUCACUUAAUAUCAGUAGACCAAGUAGCACAAAUCAUAAUAUUGCUACCUGCUUAGUAAUGCCAUCGGUUCUUUUAAUUCUACAGGAAUUGGCUUUUCUUUACCAUAUUCAUAUUAGUUAUGGAAUCACAUUAGGUUACACUGUACUUUAUGAAAUUUAUUUUGUUGACACUGGAGAUAUUAUUUUUGAAUGGCACAGUAAGAUGGAGAUAGUAAAUUAAAAAUCAAAAUUGCAUGAACAUCCAUUUUUAUUCUGUUGUCUUGGGAAAGCACUGAUACAGAUCUCUCAGUGAAUGUAAUCUAGUCAGAUUUGUUUAUGGUAUUGUUAUGAAGGACAGUUAUGGUGAAGAAACAUCAAAAGAUGCUUGUAUAAUGCUGUUUUUCAUAUAUAAUGUAUACAGUACCAUGUGCUCAGUACUUUGCAUUUUCUAAACCUAAAAAUGAUAUUUAUGCAUUGUUACAAAUUAUUAUUCAGUUCCCUUAAGUAGCAGUAGUCAUCUUCAGAUUGAAUUUCAUCGGUACAGUACUAUGGGCCUUAUGAGAAUUUUCCGAAGCUUCUAAGUUGUUGCUCACGUCAAGUAUAAGCUUCGGUAGGGAGCCCCAAGCCUUGGCUGAUGACGCCUAGAAGGGGGAUAUGGUGGGGUCAAGUUUUUUAUUAACAGGUAUAAGUAGUAAAAAAACACUGUCUUGUAAAAGUAUUCAGAGUUUGUUGUAUAUAGUUGUUAUUAUUAAGUGUUGAAUCAUCUUAUGAAUUCAGUGAAACCUUGUGUAAGUGUUAUCAUCUAAUUUGUUACAUAGUGUGAUAUAUCAUAAUGUCGAGUUCUCUGAUGUAACUUGUAUAUUUACACCUCAAUUACAUUCUCUCCUUAUCAAAAUUUUAUGACACAACUAUUUUGAUCUUCCAUAGUUCAUUUUUAAUCUCAAGUUGUAUUUGUUAUUGAUGGAUCUGAAAUGUGAUUAAAGGUCUAAUGUUUUUCUGCGUUCAAGACAAAAAGGUUGGACAACACUGAAGGCUCGGAGUCAGAAUUUCUCACAUCAAAGGCAUUUUUUUCAUACUACAAGACUGUUGGUGGUAAACUGCUUUUAUAUCACCACCAUAACUCCCUUGACAUAUAGGUAGACCUGCACAUGUAUAUAUGACGAAUGUGUAUAUACUUCCAGACACCCUGUGGUGUCUCCUCCUCUCUCUUGGGUGUAUCGGCAACAACCAUUGUAGGUCAUCACUUUGUUUUUUAAUUUACUCUCUUCAUUUUGGUACCUGUAGUUGAUAGUGUUAUGAUAUUUAGCUGAUUUUAGAAGUUAUUUGCAGUAAUCCUUCUGCAGUUUUGUAUACCCAGAUUCAGAAUUCUACAGUACAGGUUAUACAGUACUGUACAGUAUCUCCUAAUUUGGAACAUUCUGGUGGUUCAGUAAUUAAAUACAUUAUUGAAUUCUCCAAUGCAGGUACUUACAGUAAAUUGUAAUAUAGUACCUGUACAGCACUGUAUAUUCUGAAUUAUAAGAAAUAUUCUAGAAAUUAACUGGCUUUUUAAGUACAAUUUGCAAUCUAAAACUUCAAUUAUUUUAUUACAGUGUACAGUACAUUAUGUACUUCUCAUAUGAUAAAUACAGCAGUCAACAAUACAGUUUACUGUAUGAAUAUCUUAUCAUAUUUGUAACAUGCUGUAUUUACAGUGCACUGUACUGUACCUUGAUUAGAUUCACAUUCAAGAAAUGACACCUUCAAGUACGUGUGUGUGUGUGAGAGAGAGAGAGAGAGAACGACUCCCAUUCCUCCUGAAUACUACUGUAUGAUGAAGGUCUUUUAGUUUACUGUACUUUAUAUUACAAGCAAUAUUUUUUAUUUUUUUAUUCAUUAUUUGCAACACUAAGGUUCUUAAAGCUAUGUAAACUUAUUGUGACAUGUUUUGGAAUCAUGAAAUGCAUCAAUAUUAUCACUUCUCUGGAAUAUCUAAUUGGGAAGAUUCCAAAAUAUUGCCAAAUAUUCACAGACACAGACUCCUCCCAAAUUCAGAUCUUAAACUUCUUUUAUUCUGAAUUGCAGAAGGAUUAUUGUACAGUAUUUUAAAAUGUUUAACCUCACAGAAAGGCUUGUUUAAAAAAAAAAAAGAAUAUACAGUACUUUAAUUUUGAGACUCGGAUGAGGUAAGAAAAUAGUUCAGGGUUACAGACUUUUGGUCAUCUCUGAAGGAGUUUUAUUGUGUCUUUUUUACUACUGUAUAUUAGUCUCUACAGUAUAUUAUUUUGUCUAAUUUUAGUGACUUAUUAUAUAUGAUUUACUGUAUUGGAAAUUUAUUAAAGUUGAAAUCCAUAAACAUUAGCUUUUAUGGUUCUUUUGUUUUAUUGUAAUAACUGUAUAAUAGUAUGACAUAGGUAUUAUAACAAGAGCAAGACCUUGCACCCAGGGUGAUCAUUCCACUACUUGCAGAGACAUACCCUGUGCAGUAACCAAUAAACAUGUACUCACAUGG
This is a messenger RNA of Homarus americanus (American lobster), 5189 nucleotides long. RefSeq names its product protein NDRG3-like (gene MESK2). The transcript is spliced from 11 exons. Gene Ontology annotation, cellular component: cytoplasm. Bases 430 to 1821 code for a protein of 463 amino acids. The record is from RefSeq and is a predicted model, not a curated record. Gene Ontology annotation, biological process: signal transduction. NCBI's taxonomy places the organism in Eukaryota, Metazoa, Arthropoda, Malacostraca, Decapoda, Nephropidae.